This is a messenger RNA of Mollisia scopiformis, 1860 nucleotides long. RefSeq names its product PLC-E protein. Gene Ontology annotation, molecular function: hydrolase activity, acting on ester bonds. Bases 13 to 1860 code for a protein of 615 amino acids. NCBI's taxonomy places the organism in Eukaryota, Fungi, Ascomycota, Leotiomycetes, Helotiales, Mollisiaceae. The record is from RefSeq and is a predicted model, not a curated record. The transcript has 9 exons.
GAUUUUAUCAAGAUGGGAUACUCUGCUUCUGUAGCGGUCACGGCUUUAUGCUUGGGUACUGCUUUUGCAGGCUCAAUUAAAGACAUCAAGCAUGUAGUUCUUUUUAUGCAAGAGAACAGGGCUUUCGAUCACUACUUUGGAACAAUGCCUGGUGUCCGAGGCUUCGCCGACCCAAACGUCCAAGUUAACCCUGAUGGCAAGACAACAUUCCAACAACUUGUCACUCCAGCCUUAACAAAUGCAAGCGAUAUCCUGCAGCCGUGGUACAUUAAUUACCUCGGAGGAGAUUGGCUCGAAGCAACACAAUGUAUUGGAGCAGGAUCAAACAGUUGGCAAGCAAUGCAUGCAGCAUACAAUGACGGUCUUACGAAUCAAUGGGCAGCGACAAACACUCCGUACAGCAUCGGCUACUUCAAGCGAAGUGAUAUUCCAACACACUUCGAUAUCGCCGAAGGUUGGACUGUAGGGGAUAUGUACCAGGAGGGCAUUCUUGCAGCAACAGACCCCAAUCGUAUCAUUUGGAUGAGUGGUACUGUCAACAAUCCAGGAACACCAAACAAUCCAAAUGGGGACGGAGGAAUGAUUCUCGACAACUCGGCCACACCAGGCUGUGAGAAGCCGCACCUAAACUGCUACCCGUUCACGUGGAAGACUAUUCCCGAAUACUGGCAAGACGCCGGCGUUUCCUGGCAAGUGUAUCAACCUGUCGAUAACUUCGAAGAUAACAUGCUAGCAUAUUUCCAACAAUACCAAGCAGCGAGCAAUAGCUCCCCUUUGACUACCAAAGGAAAUUCUUAUCUCGGACUCGACAAGUUCUAUGCUGAUGCCGCAGCUGGGACCUUGCCUCAGGUCAGCUAUAUUGUUGGGCCUCCUGAACUUUCGGAGCAUUAUCCUUACUUGCCAAGUGAUGGAGCGUGGUUACAGAAGAAGGUCGUCGAUGCUGUUACUAGCAGUCCUCUUUACAAGGAGACAGUCCUUAUGAUCAGCUACGACGAGGUCGGAGGCUAUGGUGAUCACGUCACUCCGUUCCACGCUCCCAAAGAUACCCCAGGAGAAUGGAUCAAUGACCCCUACGGCGAAGCUGGAGACACCCCAGUUGGACCAGGAUUCCGUCUUCCCUUCUACAUCAUUUCUCCAUGGACACGAGGAGGUCAUGUGUUCACCGAGCACGCCGAUCACAAUUCUCAAAUCAUGUUCCUAGAGCAAUGGCUCGAAGCUCUCGGCUAUGACAACGUCCAGAGCAAGGAACUUCCUCCUUGGCGCCGGCAACACAUGUCGAAUCUUGUGAAUGCUUUCGAUUUUAACAAUCCUAAAUAUUCCAUCCCCCACAUCCACUCAACCAUAGCACCUCUUACAGAUCCUUCGGAAUCCGUGCCUUCAGAUGGUAUCAUUGGUGCUCUCAGCGGUGAUUAUAUCGGAGCAGCAAAAUGCCAAGCUGAUUACCCGACUGCUCAACCUCCCGUCCCUUCCCUCGUCGACAAUGGAUUCAAGCAAGUGCGAGGUUCCUUGACAGAAGGUCGUUACUUGACAUUCGAGAUCAAUGGCUACGCUUUGACAAAUACUGGGAAGAUUGCCCCUAUUAACCAGAGAUGGGUUCUGCAUCAGGUUGGAGACUUGUAUUCGGGGAAUACCUUCCAAAUUACAAGUGCUGUUGAUGGCAGAUAUAUUUCUUAUUUACAAGGACUUACGAGUGAGGAAGCACUUGCUGAGACGUUUGCUAUUACCGAUUUUGGGAAUGGUCAAGGCUAUACAAUGAAGCCUGGUGGAACUUUGGCGCUGAAUAUCGAGGGUAACGGGGCCGUUGCAACGACUCUUGAGCAAGCUGCGUUCCAGAUCUUUAGUGUUACUUAUCACUCUUGA